ACCCAAUAUCCGAUGUCCUUGCGUUUGGGCUUGAUUCGCAUUUGGAACAGGUCAACGCUGCUUCCCUUCUUCUGCAUUUCGAAAAGUCUCCCUUCUCCUUUUCCUCCCGUCUUCCACUUCACCAGUACGAAACAUUUCAUAUCUUGCCGGAUUCUGAUCUCAGUCCAGGGUCAGAUUUGCUCAGAUCAAACGUAAUUCCAUAACCCAAGUCGUGGAUUUCUUCUGCAAUUUCUGGGUUUUCCCCAAUCAUCGUUUGUAACCAUAAAGAUCAGUCCUUGGGAAUUGUCUGUCUCGGUCCAUGUUCCUUGGAUUCUCCUCCAAAGCCAAGACUAUGGAAGACAGCAAGUCCACUUAUAGCAGUAACAGAACCACCAGUUCACCCAUCAAACCGAUCCGAACCAACGUGGGCUCCAUUUACUCAGCGGAUCUGAGCUAUUACGAGUCAGCGUGUAGAGAAGACCCCGACUUGAGAUCCUUCGACUCAUCGCUUCACCGACGCACCAACCGAGUCAUUAGCUCAAUCGCCUCACGGGCCGGAACUCAGCCUUUCUCCUUUGACUCGCUCGUAGAAGUCUCCGGAUGUCUUCUUGAAAUGAACCAUGAGGUCGUGAGGUUCAUCGUUGAGAGCAGAGAAGACGUGUGGGAUAACAAAGAUUUGACAUCUUUGGUUAAUGCUUACUUUGACAGUACCAUCAAGACCUUAGAUUUCUGCAACGCUGUGGAGAAUUGCGUCAGAAGAGCGAGGAUUAGCCAAUUGAUUAUCCGGUUUGCCGUGAAACAGUAUGAGAUAGAGUCACAAGAUGUGGAUAAGGGGAACAACAACAAGUACCCCAAAACAUUGGAAGAGCUCAACAAGUUUAAGGCUGCGAGUGAUCCCUUCGAUGAAGAUUUCUUCGCCUUGUUCGAAUCUGUCUAUGAACAGCAAGUUUUGCUGCUUGAGGAACUUCAUAAGCAAAAGAUGAAGCUUGACAAGAAAAUGAAGAACAUAAAAACAUGGAGAAAAGUGUCGAACGUGGUUUUUAUGACAGCGUUCGUCUCUGUCCUGAUCUUCUCCAUAGUUGCAGCUGCAGUUGCUGCACCGCCCGUUGUGACCGCGGUGGCGGCUGCAAUGGCUGUUCCCAUCGGCUCGGUGGGGAAGUUGUGUAACUAUCUGUGGAAGAAGUAUGAUACUGCUGUUAAAGGGCAGAAGGGUAUUGUUCUUUCGAUGAAGAUAGGUGCCUAUGUUGCCAUGAAGGACAUGGAGAACAUAGGGGUAUUAGUAGACAAGCUGAAGAUUGAGAUCGAGUCAAUGCUGCAUAAGGUUGACUUUGCACUCAAGGAAGAAGAAGAUGUGGCUGUAAGGCUUGCGAUUCACGAGAUCAGCCGGAAGCUAGAUGUGUUCACGGAGAAAAUCGAGGAAGUGGGCGAAAAUGCAGCAAAGUGUAGCAAAGAUAUUACAUUGGCGAGAACGGUAGUCCUUAGGCACAUCCUCAGCUUCUCUGCCGGUUCAAGCUCGGAACAAGGGAACUGGAUUGAGGAGGUGACAUUGUGAACGUUUGUCAAAAUGUUCUUGCCAGAGAGGUUACCGGUGCUUAUAUGACAUGUCAGUAGUUUUUGCCAGUUUUUGUUGGCAUUCAGCUGUGUAAGCAGUGCUGUAAAAAAGUGUAUUGUGUGUGAUGAUUCUUAAAUGGAAAUAAAUGCCAAAUUAAAGAAA
This is a messenger RNA of Tarenaya hassleriana, 1693 nucleotides long. Its product is annotated as UPF0496 protein At5g66675-like. The transcript is spliced from 3 exons. Lineage: Eukaryota; Viridiplantae; Streptophyta; Magnoliopsida; Brassicales; Cleomaceae. The record is from RefSeq and is a predicted model, not a curated record. The coding region runs from base 299 to 1531 and encodes 410 amino acids.